UAUAUUAAUACGUAACUUUUAUAUAAAAUACCUGCAGGACCAUCACUACUUCAACACCAACAAACAAUAUGCCUUCAACAAAUAAUAAUGCUGAUACCAUCUCUAGGAGGAGUUGUUCCUCAUGGCCAUCCUUCUUCAAUUUUUCUUUAUCACUGUUAGUACCUCUAGUCGCCGCCUCUGUUAUCUUUUUCCAACUCGACCCGUUUGACCCUGCUCCUAUGCCCAUUCAUGAGUUGACUCGUCCUCCGGCUAAUGUGUUGACGAAGAAUGCUCACAUCCUCAAAGGAUCGGAGUUCUUGGGCAAGGGGGAAUUGCUAGGACCAGAAGAUAUUGCAUUUGACAGCAAGUCAGGGCUCAUUUAUACAAGUUGUGCAGGCGGGUGGAUAAAGCGAGUUACAGUCAACGACUCGGUGACUGACUCGGUCGUCGAGAAUUGGGUUAACACAGGUGGUAGACCCCUCGGACUCGCCCUGGGACACGGAAAUGAAGUUCUGGCAGCCGAUGCUUUUGAGGGGUUAUUGAAGAUAAAUGGCGAUGGUGGAAUUGAGCUGCUUACGAAUGAGGCAGAGGGUAUAAAAUUCAAGCUCACAGAUGGUGUAGAUAUAGCAGAAGAUGGAACAAUCUACUUUACGGAUGCAUCGUACAAGUAUGACCUUCAUGAUUUCAUGUGGGAUAUUUUGGAGGGCAAGCCUUACGGUCGGUUGAUGAGCUUUGAUCCGGCAACCAAAGAGACCAAAGUCUUGGUUCGUGAUCUCCACUUUGCCAAUGGAGUUGCAGUCUCGCCGAAUCAAGAAUUCGUAGUCUUCUGUGAAACCCCCAUGAGAAGGUGCAGAAAGUAUUACAUUCAAGGCAAUAAAAAAGGGCAGAUAGAAAAUUUUAUUAGCCUUCCUGGAGCACCUGAUAACAUUCAUUCUGAUGGACAUGGCCACUUUUGGAUUGCAUUAUCAUCAGGAAAUUCAGCAUUCGUGGACUUGGUAUAUAGAUAUCCUUUCAUCAGGAAGUUCAUGGCAAUCUCGAUCAGGUUUAAAGGGCCAGUGUAUUCGGGAAACAAUGCUGGUCUUUACGUUGUGGAUUUGGAGGGAAAUCCAAUUGCACAUUACUAUGAUCAUAAUUUAAGAAUGACUUCAUCUGGUGUUAGGAUUGGAGAUCACAUAUAUUGUGGUUCCAUUGAAGCUCCCUAUAUUCUCCGUCUUAAUCCGACAAGCAUUUGAUUUCUAAGAAGCAAUUGACAAUUGAUUGCAGUAAUCUGCAAAUAUUAUAUAACAAUGAAAUAUUUAUUUUACGCUAAAAAUACAAAAAAUUUCAAGUAUGUGAAAAAAAAUUGUCAAAUUUUAUUGAAAAGAAAUGCAUUAGAAUCUCUAUUAUGAAGCUUGAUCCU
Molecule: messenger RNA, 1378 nt
Organism: Ricinus communis (castor bean)
Lineage: Eukaryota; Viridiplantae; Streptophyta; Magnoliopsida; Malpighiales; Euphorbiaceae
Product: protein STRICTOSIDINE SYNTHASE-LIKE 5
Exons: 4
Coding region: 69-1211 (380 amino acids)
Biological process (GO): biosynthetic process
Molecular function (GO): strictosidine synthase activity
Source: RefSeq, a predicted model, not a curated record